This is a messenger RNA of Corylus avellana, 1089 nucleotides long. RefSeq names its product NAC domain containing protein 70 (gene NAC070). Gene Ontology annotation, molecular function: DNA binding. Gene Ontology annotation, biological process: regulation of DNA-templated transcription. Lineage: Eukaryota; Viridiplantae; Streptophyta; Magnoliopsida; Fagales; Betulaceae. The record is from RefSeq and is a predicted model, not a curated record.
AUGGCUUCAUCCAGUGGUGGUGUGCCUCCAGGAUUCCGAUUCCACCCAACCGACGAAGAGCUGCUUCACUACUACCUCAAGAAGAAGAUUUCCUUUCAGAAGUUUGAUAUGGACGUCAUUAGAGAGGUGGACUUGAAUAAGAUGGAGCCUUGGGACUUGCAAGAGAGAUGCAAGAUUGGGUCGACGCCGCAAAACGAGUGGUACUUCUUCAGUCACAAGGACAGGAAGUACCCGACAGGAUCAAGGACGAAUAGAGCAACAAAUGCUGGGUUCUGGAAGGCAACAGGGAGGGACAAGUGCAUUAGGAACACCUACAAGAAGAUUGGCAUGAGGAAAACGCUUGUUUUCUACAGAGGGAGAGCUCCACAUGGCCAGAAGACUGACUGGAUCAUGCAUGAGUACCGCCUUGAAGAUGGCGAUGAUCCUCAAGGAAACUCCACUGAAGAUGGGUGGGUGAUUUGCAGGGUGUUCAAGAAGAAGAAUCUAUUCAAGGUUGGGAAUGAAGGAGGGUCAAGCAUAAACUCGGAUCAGCAGCUCAGCAACACAUUAAGCAGCAAUCAAGCUCGCACGUUCAUGCACAGGGACAGCCAAUACCUACCACGCCAACAACACAACAGUGGCGGCAACCAACCAACCUUUGAGCCUGAGCUAGCACUCCACCACUACUCCCACAUGCCUGCAGCCUCCCAAUACUCACUUUUCCAAUCCCAGGCGCCCCUUCUUCCGACCCACAAGCCCCUCGGCUAUGACUACUCGACUGGCCUCCCUUCCGAGCCGCCCCUUAUGGUCAAGCAGCUCAUGUCGAACCCGAGAGACUGUGAGAGUGGCAGUGAAAACCUCCGAUACCAAGCUUGUGAGCCGGGCUUGGAGGUGGGCACGUGUGAGCCGGCUCAACAAAUGGUUACGGCUGGGAGAUCAGAUGAAGGGAUGAACGAAUGGGCUAUGCUCAAUCGGCUUGUCACUUCUCAGCUUGGAAAUGAAGACCCGUCCAAAGGGAUGAGGUUCGAGGAUGCAAACACGUCGUCUGUGCCCCAAAUUAGUCAGCUCUCAUUGCGCGGAGAGAUGGACUUUUGGGGCUAUGGGAAAUAG